AUGCCGAGCCCUGGUUUUGUGCCUAUUUUAACUAUACUCACUAUACUUAAUACUCCAACGUUGAUAAUUCACAACGUGAAUCCCACAGUCGAGAGACUGGAAGAAAUUUCAACGACAGAAUUGGGAGAAGGACCCCACUGGGAUGUAGAAACUCAAAGUUUAUAUUUUGUGGAUCUGUUUGGACAGGCGAUUCAUAGAUACGUUCCUGCUACUAGGCAACAUACUAAAGCCGUUUUAGAUACAUUCACAGUUCUAACUGAAGCAGAUUAUAGAAAUAGUCUUACCGGUGAUAGGCUGAUUCAAGGGCCAAAGCGUUCAGGGAAAAAUUUGAUUUCACUAAUUCUCCCCGUUAGAGGGCAAAAGGAUAGGUUUGUUGUUAGUGUUAAUCGAACACUAGUUAUAGUUACAUGGGAUGGAGUGAGUGACAUAGUAACUAAUGUUGAAAAAAUUAUAGAAGUUGACACUGAAACAGAAUUGAUUAGCAACAGAUUUAACGAUGGUAAAUGCGAUCCUUCUGGAAGAAUAUGGGCAGGUACUAUAGGAGAAGAUCCUACAAACAUAAACAUUGCAGGUUCUCUAUUUUCAAUUGAAUAUGGUCGAGCAGUUCAACAUUUAAGACAAAUACAAAUUUCUAAUGGUUUAGCAUGGAAUGAACAGUUACAAAAAAUGUACUAUAUUGAUUCCUUCACAAGAUCUGUAUAUGAGUUUGAUUUUGAUAUUAUAAAUGGAAGAAUUUACAAUGGACAGACCAUUUUCAAUCUAACGAACCACAACAUAGAAGGAUUUCCUGAUGGUAUGACUAUAGAUGUUGAUGGUAACCUGUGGGUAGCUGUUUUUAGUGGAUAUCGCGUAAUAAAAAUUGAUCCAAGGCAACCAGAAACCCUCUUGGCCACAAUUCCUAUUCCAGCAAAACAGAUUUCAUCUGUAGCAUUUGGUGGACCUAACCUUGAUGAGCUGUAUGUAACAUCAGGAACAUUUACUACUGAUGGAGAAGUACUUUAUCCACCAGAACAUGGAGGAACUUACAGAGUUACAGGAUUGAACACCAGAGGCUAUCCAGGAGUAUCUGCUGUAUUAUAA
Molecule: messenger RNA, 1080 nt
Organism: Diabrotica balteata
Lineage: Eukaryota; Metazoa; Arthropoda; Insecta; Coleoptera; Chrysomelidae
Source: the annotation of a GenBank genome assembly